UAUCGAUGUAGAUACUAUUUGGAAGAAGUUAGGGCCACUUAAACGUUAUAGUGCGUUACAACUAUUUUACUUAUUUUUUGUUUGCUUCCAAGUGACAGGUUAUUCGCUGAUAGAAUAUGUUUUUGUUGGAUACGGACCGCCAUAUAAAUGCGCACCUCUAACGAACCAGACAGAUUUGUAUAGAUACGGAAUAUUAAAUAAUAUCAACGCGUCAAGAAUCACUUACGACGAAUGCAAUAUCGAGAUUCAGGGUAAUACAUCUAAUAUAACAUCUGGUACCUACAAACUGAUGUGUCCAGAAGGUUACCAGUAUGACAGUAAACAGGAAACAAUAGUCACGGAGUGGGACCUAGUUUGUAGCCGUUCUGGACUCGGACCAAUGACACAAAUGUUCGUAACUAUAGGCCAAGGGGUUGGCGCUUUGUUGUUUCCCCCUAUAUCAGAUCGUUAUGGCAGGAAACCAGUGUUGACAUUCAGUCUAGUCAUGUGCACACUAACAUCCGUUGCUGCUGGCUUUGCACCUGGUUAUAUCAUAUACAGUAUCCUUAGAUUUGCCUUUGGGGCGGUACAGCAGGGUUUCAUAUUGACUGCUCAAGUGUACAUAACGGAAUUAUUUCCCAAAGAACAAAGAGGUACAGUGUCUGGUUGUGGAGGUCUCGGAUGGUCAUUCACGAUGGUCCUUCUAUCAUUAUGGGGGUAUCUGAUGAGGAAUACUUCUUGGAGAUACAUACACCUCUUUUUAGGCUUAUUUGGUGUACCUUGUCUUUUCACUUACUGGAUAGUAGAUGAGUCGUUGCGAUGGCUGAUUGCAAACAAACGAGCAGACGAAGCAAAGACACUUGUACAGAAAAUAGCAAAGUUCAAUAGGGUCGACUUUAAUGAUAUUCUGCCACCGUUACAGAAAGAUAGUGACAUUGAUCCCCAUCUUAUGCAUCAAAAUCACAAGGAAGAAAAACGAGAAAACAUACUAACUAUAGCCAGACAUAAAAUCCUACUGAAGACAGCAUUCAUAAUGGCUUUCACAUGGAUGACCAAUGCUAUGACGUUUUUUGGAUUAACUUUGAAUUCUGCCAAACUGGCUGGGAAUAGAUUCUUAAAUCUGUUUUUAUAUCAAGUUGUAGAAAUUUUUGCAAUGAUGAUGUUUCUGUUCAUCAUCAACAGAUUAAAACGAAGACAUGUCUCAAUGUUGUUUCAUGGAAUAGCUGGUGUUUCACUUGUCUUAUCCGCUUUGCUGGGCUCGUUUAAAGGUUUUAGUGAUCACUUCACAACGGCUUCGGUCGCUCUAAGCUUUGUAGGCAAAUUUGGCAUCAGUGCUUCAUUUUCUACAAUAUUUCUGUAUACUCCCGAGUUGUUCCCUACCAAUCUAAGGAACAUCGGUAUAGGUAUUGCGUCAUCAGCAGGAAGAAUAGGUGGUCUUUUAGCACCCUUUUCUGCACUGUUGACUGACUACGUAGAAUGGGGUCCUGGUGUAGUUUUUGGCGGGUGUUGUAUUGCUGUAACAGUUCUGCAGCAUUUUCUUCCUGAAAGCAGCGGCAGAGAAAUGCCACAAACUGUGCAUGAACUUAAGGCAUGGAAACGUGACAAAACAACUGUUAUUCGUUGA
Molecule: messenger RNA, 1603 nt
Organism: Mytilus trossulus (common blue mussel)
Lineage: Eukaryota; Metazoa; Mollusca; Bivalvia; Mytilida; Mytilidae
Product: organic cation transporter protein-like
Exons: 10
Coding region: 290-1603 (437 amino acids)
Biological process (GO): transmembrane transport
Molecular function (GO): transmembrane transporter activity
Source: RefSeq, a predicted model, not a curated record